This is a messenger RNA of Leptopilina heterotoma, 1284 nucleotides long. RefSeq names its product elongation of very long chain fatty acids protein 4-like. Gene Ontology annotation, cellular component: endoplasmic reticulum membrane. Bases 334 to 1119 code for a protein of 261 amino acids. The record is from RefSeq and is a predicted model, not a curated record. Lineage: Eukaryota; Metazoa; Arthropoda; Insecta; Hymenoptera; Figitidae. Gene Ontology annotation, molecular function: fatty acid elongase activity. Gene Ontology annotation, biological process: sphingolipid biosynthetic process; fatty acid elongation, polyunsaturated fatty acid; very long-chain fatty acid biosynthetic process. The transcript is spliced from 4 exons.
UAUUUUAUUCCUUUUUUCGCAGGUGAAUUUAAUAAAUGGUGAACAAUUAACUGUCUCGUUAAAUUUUAAAAUAAUAAAUGAAAUUAACAGAACGGGUCAAGCUCUACCAUCGAAUAUUCAUUAAAACGCCCAUUUCACGAUUAAAUUGGUGUUGUUUUUUAGUGGAUUUUUAAAUUUUCGAAAGCGAUUUGUUCACGCCUUAAUAAAUUAAGUCAGUAUGAAAAAGUCAAGCCUAUCAGCAUCAAGUGAUUGAAUCAGUAUUCGUCAAUUAUUUUAAGUUUUCUUCUUUCUUACGUUUAUUUUUCUCAUUAAAUAUAAAAAUUUAAUUUUAAUAUGGGACUACUCGAAACUAUCGACUAUUAUUAUGUUGAACUAGCAGAUCCUCGAAUGAGAGAUUGGUUUCUACUGAAAAGUGUUUGGACACCUAUUUUAAUAGUAUUAUUUUAUAUAUUGGUUAUUUUUAAAUUAGCGCCAAAUUAUAUGAAAAAUCGACCAGCGUACAAAUUAAAUACAUUCAUUAAAUGUUACAAUGCAUUUCAAGUGAUUGCAAAUGCUAUUUUAGUUAAAGAAUUUUCAUCCUGUUAUGAAUUUCAUCGUGUUUUUGAAUGCCGUGCUGUGGUCUACAACAUGGAUCCAUGCGCAGUAAAAGUAAUGUAUGGGAGUUACAUAACAAUGUUAUUAAAAAUUGUCGAUCUAAUUGAGACAGUUUUGUUUAUACUUCGCAAAAAGGACAAGCAAGUGACAAUUUUACAUGUCUACCAUCAUAUAUCAACCGUUUUGAUUGGCAUGACAUUUUCGAGAUAUUUUAGUGUCGACAUGGCUUGUUUGUUUCCGAUUUUAAAUUGUUCAGUUCAUGUGAUAAUGUAUUCAUACUAUUUUCUCAGCAAUUUCGAAGGACCAAUUAAGCACAAGAUAGUUCCAUUUAAACGAUAUCUGACCAUCAUACAAAUGGUUCAAUUCGUCAUUUUGAUAUUUCAAUUAUUCUUCGCAUUCCCCAAAUCAUGUCCAUUGCCAAAAAUUCCAUUUGCAAUUAUGAUGAUAAAUGUGAUACUCAAUAUGGGAUUGUUUUAUAAUUUUUACAGAAAAACUUACUCCAAUCAGAAGGAAAAGAAAAAAUAAUUUUCUAAUAAAUAUUUAUGAAUUCUGUUUUUAACACAAAAAAGUUGAUAGGUCAAGGAGAGACGAGGUUUUUCAAAAAAAAAUUAAAUUAGCGCCAAGUUGAAAAAAAUUUGAUUCGUCAUUUUUCUAAAAUUGACCCAAAAAAUACUAUUAUUUAAAAUUUUU